Messenger RNA from Lineus longissimus, 2374 nucleotides. RefSeq names its product alpha-(1,3)-fucosyltransferase 11-like. The coding region runs from base 88 to 1617 and encodes 509 amino acids. The transcript has 2 exons. Gene Ontology annotation, molecular function: alpha-(1->3)-fucosyltransferase activity. The record is from RefSeq and is a predicted model, not a curated record. Gene Ontology annotation, cellular component: membrane. NCBI's taxonomy places the organism in Eukaryota, Metazoa, Nemertea, Pilidiophora, Heteronemertea, Lineidae.
UCCAAGAUGUCAGCGCCCAUAAAUAGGAAAACAAGCGGUACGUGGCGAUGAUGAUAACACAUAUUUCUCGUCUCUACUGCCACCAUCAUGAGAGGCAAUGGUGCUGGUCUGUUGCUGGUGCUUUGUGGAGUCUUACACAAUUUGGAAAUGACGAUCGCUACGCAUGACAUCAACGAUCAAGAGGUUUUUGAACCCCACACGUCAUCAAAACAAAUCUUGAAUGUGGCUUCAGGAAAUGUGUCGUCAACAACAAUAACAACAAAGGAUGGAGUUGAUGUGUCAAAUGCUGAUGGAGAUGUGCCACCAUAUGUUAGGGAUACACAGAUCGAUAUUCCGACAAUUCUCUGGUGGACACAUAGACUAUUUACUCACAAGGAAAAUUCGAUUCUUCAAUGUCCUAAAGCGUCCUGUCGUGUGACAAGCAAUCGUAAACACUUGUCUCGUGCAAAGACACGUGGGAUCAUCUUUUAUGGGUCCGAUUUUGAUAGCGAAGAGCUGCCAAUUCCACGAAAGAAACACCAUGAAUGGGCUCUUGUGCAUGAGGAAUCGCCAAUGAAUAAUCACCUUCUGACUCACACCAACAUGAUUCGUCUUUUUAACCACACGAGUACGUUCAAGAGAGAGUCUGAUUACCCCUUGACUUUGUACUCACUGCCGUCUUUACAUUAUCUAAUUGAAAGGAAGCCGUUGUCUAUAGAUGUGAAAAAUAAACACAGGAAAGACGGACUUGCUCCUGUUGUUUAUAUCCAAUCACACAGAGGCGUUGCUUCUUAUCGUGAUCCCUAUGUUGAGGAACUUAUGAAAUAUAUUCCUGUUGAUUCGUAUGGUGCUUGUCUUCACAAUAAGGAUUUACCAAAAGAACUGAUAGACCCAGUGGAACAUAUGGGUAGUCCACAAUUUCUUGACUUAAUUUCAAAAUACAAAUUUCAUUUGGCAUUUGAAAAUGCUUUAUGUGAUGACUACAUGACAGAGAAACUUUUCAGGGUCUUCCACGUAGGAGGUGUUCCUGUCCACUUGGGUUCGACAAAAGUUAGAGACUGGAUGCCUGAUGAGCAUUCUGUAAUAACUGUUGAUGACUUUGCAUCGCCUAAAGAUCUUGCUGAAUAUUUACUAAGACUUGAUUCUAAUGAUGAGGAGUAUGAAAAAUACUUAGAGUAUCGGAAAGCUGGUGGGAUUACAAACUCGUUACUUGUCAACCAUAUGAAGAAUAGACCAUAUGAUGACAAUGAUCCAAGAAAGUAUAAUUUUCUUCAGGGAUUUGAAUGCCAUGUUUGUGAGAAGAUCAGCGAGAGAUUCCAGAAUGAGAAACAACACCAUGCUGACCCGAGUGUUCCAUUGAUGCCACCAAGGAUAGCCCACUACAGCCACCUCAACUGCCACCAACCACACCCACAUCCAUCUCUAGAUCAAGACCAAGUUCUGGAAGAUCUCAAAGAAAAAAGAAAGGCUAGCCAACCCGGAGAACUUGGCCGAAUUGACUGGAUCGAGGAUUACUGGCAAGCCUACAGUAAAGCUGUUGCUAUCAAUAAGAUGCUGCAGGUUGGAGAGACCAAUCCGGGCAAGUUCAAUGACUACUGGAUGGAGGCCAUGAGAGAGAGACCAGGGCAGGAGCUUUAGGAUGAACUUGUCCCUGUGGAUUACUCGAAAGAGACUGGAAAAGAAAAUGUGUCUCAGCCCAUUUUGUACAAAAAAAUUUAAUCUAUAGGUUGAUGAACAUUGAUUUUUGUAAGGGUAACCACUGUAACAUGAUAACACUUGUGUGUUACUGCUCGACUGGUCACAUUACACCAGCUUUUGGUUGUUUCAGUGUUGGAGAGAUGGCAGCACUGUGAUAUUCUUAGCACAAUCGUAGGUUUUUACAAUGACGUAAGUGUUGCUCAGUUUGGUCUUGCCAGAAGGUGGAAGUCGGCUCCAUAGACUACAGAUAUCUAUGUUAGUGUUUUUACACUCACUCUUCCAUGGUUUCACAUGUGGACUUGCAGAUUAGAUUAUAUAAAGUGCUUCCAUUAACCUAAUGUGUUCAUUAUCAGCCCACUGAUGACAACUUUUCAUAUUACUCUGUGUGUGUUUAACCAGUUUUGGUAUUUUAAAAAGUAUUACUUAAAACAAAACCAUUAUUUACAGUGGUGAUAAUCAAAACUUAGAUUACAGUGGAACCUCUCUUAGCGAACACUGAGCAGGACACCCUUCCUAUGAGGACACUGAUUUGGAACGCCCAAGUUGGGUGUGACAAAUACAGAGAACUACCUGAUUACAGAGGUCAAAAUGAAUAGAAAUGGACAGAAUGGGAUGGCUUCCCUUACAGAGAGGGUGAUUUUAGAUUCCACUGUAUCAGUAUUAGAAUAGUCAUAAACAAAUAUAUGAUGAUUCGUUC